AUCCUGAUUGUGACGACGACAGCGUUCGCUGGAGUCCUCCUCCUGAACUACCAGCGGGAUUACGCAGAGUGGCUGCUGCCGCUCAUCAUCGUGUGUCUUUUCUCCUUCCUGGUGGCCCACUGCUUCCUGUCCAUCUUUGAGAUCGUGGUGGACGUCCUCUUCCUCUGCUUCGCCAUUGAUACGAAGUACAACGACGGCACUCCAGGGAAGGAGUUCUUCAUGGACAAAGCUCUGAUGGAGUUUGUGGAGAGCAGCCGGCGGUUGGAGCGUGCCGUGGAACGUGGGCGGAGUCGGGUGAAGGAAGUGGCAUCAGAAGGGGCGGAGAUCAAGCCCAUGGCUCCGGGGACGAGUUCAGCUUGACCAAAAUCAGCCAAUGG
Molecule: messenger RNA, 377 nt
Organism: Oreochromis niloticus (Nile tilapia)
Lineage: Eukaryota; Metazoa; Chordata; Actinopteri; Cichliformes; Cichlidae
Product: choline transporter-like protein 1
Exons: 3
Biological process (GO): transmembrane transport
Cellular component (GO): membrane
Molecular function (GO): transmembrane transporter activity
Source: RefSeq, a predicted model, not a curated record